AUGACCUAUAAAGCCACCCUGAGCCUGCUUUCCAAACAACAACGGUUUGUCCCCAACUUCUGUUGUGAUAACCAGAACAAGCUGAUAGCUUUCAUUGGUGGAUCUAUCUCUGAAAUCUCUGUCAAUAUGGCCAUUAUUUCAGCAAUGCACAAGACUCCACAGCUCACUUAUGGAUCAUUUCUGGCAGUACAACAUGGCAAAAUGCUAUUUCCAUUUUUGUACCAGAUGGUUCCCAAUGAAGCCUACCAAUACAUGGGAGCUGUGCGGUUACUUCAGCAUUUCAGAUGGACAUGGGUUGGGCUUUUGGCUGUGGCAGAUGACAAAGGGGACCAGUUUUUACAGACCAUGGUGCCAAUGCUCUCCCAGAAUGGCAUAUGUUAUGCCUUCAUACUAAGAAUACCAAAAUGUAAUUAUGUGGAUAAAUUGAUAGAAUUGCUCAUACAACAGCGGAAAAACUAUGAGAUUGUUGCGGACAGAAAAGUCCAUCACUUUCUAAGUAGGGUCAUAUUCAAUAAUAGUGCUAGAGAAAUUGUGCACUUUGAUGGAAAUGGAGAAAUGGUGGCCAGUUUUGAUGUUACCAAUUGGAUGAUGUUUUCCAAUGGCUCAGUGAUGAGAGUAAAAGUUGGAAGGCUAGAACCUCAAGCUCCUCCAGGCAAAGAGUUAACCAUUCAUGAUGACCAAAUUGUCUGGCACCAAAGCUUUAAUCAGGCACUGCCAGUUUCUAUAUGCAAUGACAACUGCUAUCCUGGCUAUAGCAGGAAGAAGAAGGAGGGAGAGAGAUUUUGCUGCUAUGAUUGUGCUCGGUGUCCGGAAGGAAAGACCUCACACCAGAAGGACAUGGACACCUGUGUCAAUUGCCCUGAAGAUCAGUAUCCCAACAAGGACCAAACUGGGUGUAUUCCAAGGGUCCCAAACUAUCUCACUUACAAAGAAACUUUAGGGAUCAUCUUAGCUAUCUUGAUUAUUUCUUUCUCUUUGAUCACAAUUUUAAUACUUGGGACUUUUAGGAAGCACAACAAGACUCCCAUUGUCAAAGCCAACAAUCAGACCCUCACUUACACCCUCCUCAUCUCCCUCCUCCUUUGCUUCCUUUGUUCUUUGCUUUUCAUUGGACAGCCUGGAAUGGUGACCUGCCUUCUCCGACAGACAAUUUUUGGCAUUGUGUUUUCUGUGGCCCUUUCCAGCGUUUUAGCAAAAACCAUCACUGUGGUUCUGGCAUUCAUGGCAACCAAACCAGGAUCCAGGAUGAGAAAAUGGAUUGGGAAAGGACUAGCAAAUUCAAUUGUCCUUUCCUGCUCCUCUAUUCAAGUUGGGAUUUGCACAGUUUGGCUAUUUGUUUCUCCUCCAUUCCCAGAUGUGGACAUGCAGUCAUUGGAUGGGGAAAUCAUCCUGGAAUGUAAUGAGGGUUCGGCUACCAUGUUUUACUGUGUCUUGGGCUAUAUGGGCUUCCUGGCCAUUGUCAGCUUCAUUGUUGCUUUCCUGGCUAGGAAGUUACCAGACAGUUUCAACGAAGCCAAAUUCAUCACUUUCAGCAUGUUGGUGUUUUGCACUGUUUGGUUAUCCUUUGUUCCAACUUACCUGAGCACCAAAGGAAAAUACAUGGUGGCUGUGGAGAUCUUCUCCAUCCUGUCUUCUAGUGCUGGAUUACUGGGUUGCAUCUUUUUCCCAAAAUGCUAUAUCAUUGCGCUGAGGCCUGAACUGAACAACAGGGACCAGCUAAUAAGAGGGAGAAAAUGA
Messenger RNA from Podarcis raffonei (Aeolian wall lizard), 1737 nucleotides. Its product is annotated as vomeronasal type-2 receptor 26-like. NCBI's taxonomy places the organism in Eukaryota, Metazoa, Chordata, Lepidosauria, Squamata, Lacertidae. Gene Ontology annotation, biological process: G protein-coupled receptor signaling pathway. Gene Ontology annotation, molecular function: G protein-coupled receptor activity. The transcript has 5 exons. Gene Ontology annotation, cellular component: membrane. The record is from RefSeq and is a predicted model, not a curated record. The coding region runs from base 1 to 1737 and encodes 578 amino acids.